Messenger RNA from Closterium sp. NIES-65, 831 nucleotides. Lineage: Eukaryota; Viridiplantae; Streptophyta; Zygnematophyceae; Desmidiales; Closteriaceae. The record is from the annotation of a GenBank genome assembly.
AUGGACCACUUCCUCUCAGUUUGCCCCACCACUCUCACCGUUGACCUCCUCGAGAAGGCCCUCCUAGUAGCAGAGAAGAGUAUAGUCGAUGUAGGAGCCUCUCGUUGUGACCCUCGCACCCCCGUCUUUGAGGGGUGUUCUCCCUCCCCCCUCUUGCCCUCUGUUGCCUCUGCUGCUACGGCCGACCUCGUUGGUUUCGAGUCGGUCGGCGCUGCGUCUGCCCCGAGCGGGAGACGCUGCACUGGCAAGGGCAAGGGGGGCAAGGGCGCUGGAGGGACUGGCGAGGGCGGUGGAGGUGGUGGUGGAGGUAGUAGAGGGAGUGGGGGUGGUGGUGGGAGUGGUGCUGGUGAGUCUGCUCUCUCAGGUACUACGUCGGCUCAUGCCUUCCACACCUUCACCCUUGACUCGGAUGCGUCCCGCUCCUUCUUUCAAGACCCCAUCACUCUUACGCCGCUCAGUCAGCCGGAUGCAGUCUCCCUAAUAGACCCCUCUAGGGGUCUUGUCCUUGCUAGCUUCUCCACUGUCUUACCGUGCCCGGCAGCCCCCUCUGGCACCCUGUCAGGUCUCUACCUCCCCUCGUUCUCUACGAACUUGGUGAGUGGAGCGGACCUACAGGAUAGGGGGGUUGACCAGUUCACUCCUGCGAGUCAGCGAGUGACCCACUGCACGUGUGCUCGGACAGGCCGACACUUGGCCACGUUCACUCGUCGGCCAGGGUCAAGCCUACUCUCCUCUGGCACCACCGCCUUGGUCACCCCUCCUUGCCUCGUCUCCGAGGCAUGGCCUCCGGUGUCCUUGUCUCUGGUCUCCCUCAAUCUCUCCCUCCCCUAG